This is a messenger RNA of Podarcis raffonei (Aeolian wall lizard), 7300 nucleotides long. RefSeq names its product unc-13 homolog D (gene UNC13D). The transcript is spliced from 33 exons. The record is from RefSeq and is a predicted model, not a curated record. Bases 1512 to 4691 code for a protein of 1059 amino acids. NCBI's taxonomy places the organism in Eukaryota, Metazoa, Chordata, Lepidosauria, Squamata, Lacertidae.
UGUCUCUGGAAGAAAUAAGGGGAACACAGGUCUGAGAGCUCACUAUUAACUUAAGCAAGCUGGUAUGCAGAAUCAGUCACCAGUACUGGGGCACCGAUACCCAGGCAUAAUGUGUGGUAUUUAAUGCUACUGCUACUUAGACUAGACCUACUGACGUUAAUGGACACGCCUAACUUAGGUUCAUUGGGUGGGGUUCACCUAACUAGCUCUGCCAAUUUGGAAUCUUAUGUGAAAAGUUAGUGUGUUGAUUUCAGUGAACUUAGGCACAUAUAUAUGAUCAAGCAGCUUUUUAAGGCAGGAAUUAUAUUGAUGCAAUCAUUGAUAAGCUACAGCUGUGGCCUCUGCUGGCCCGGUAGCUGUUAAAGGCACAGACCCAGUGUGAGGAGAAGGUAUUUUCCUAUCUGAGUGAUGUAGUCAGCUUCAGAUGCUGAGUUGUGUACAUGUGGGGAUUGUGUGGAAUAGAAAACGCGAGUCGUUUUCAAAUUGUACAGUCCAGGGAAUGUCAAUUUUAUAUUUGCCCUUCAGUGCAAAAUCUGAUUUAAGGGACACCUCUGCAUUAUACAUUUUAAGCAGUAUCGGGCCACUUUAAACAGUCAUGGUUCCCCUCAAAGGAUCCCGGGAGCUGUAGUUUGUUAAGUGUGCAGAAAGUUGUGAGGAGACCCCUAUUCCCCUCAUGGAGCUACAAUUCUCAGAGUGGCUGAACAAUCAGUCCCAAGGAAUUCUGGAGAUUGUAACUCUGUGAGGGGAACUGGGGCCUCAGAAACCGCAGCUGCCAGGAUUCUUUGAGGGAAGCCAUGUUUGUUUAAAGUGGUAUGAUACUGCUUUAAAUGUGUUGAUGUGCAGAUGGGACCUAAGACUCAACAUCCUCCCUGUGAAUGCUGCUGGGAUUUAUACCAAUAGCUUCUAGGGAAGGAUAACAAGGCAGGCAUUCUUUGCCCUAGCAAUUGAUCAUCAUGGACAAACAGCAAGCUGUCCAGCAUUGUAGCUGCAAUUGAAGCAAGUGUUGCUGGUCAGACAAAACAAGUUAAACCAGUUGACUGAUCUAGUCUGGGAAAUCGUACAUUCCUAAAAAAACCUUCAGCUUGUGUAUUCGAGGCUUCUGGUCUUGGAGCCCCACUGGAAGAAAAAACCCAGAAAGAAGCAGUUUCUGAGGAGAAACUGAGCAGGGGAAAGGUUGAAUGCUCACUUUCCUGUGUGCCCUUGCAUUGUAAAGAUUUGGUGGCUGGUCUGCUGCUGUCUUCUGUACAGUUUGUCUGGCUGGACCUUUACUAAUAUUCUUGGCAAUGUGGCCCCUUGGUAACUGACUGUAAGAAGAGUACUCCUUGGGUGGCAGCAGUCUCAGCUUUGAACAUUGUAUUUUCCCACCUCAUCCCUGUUUCAUUGACUGCUUUUCAGGACUUUUGUACCUCUGGUUCAUUCAAGACUGUGUGCGAGAACCAGUUAUGGGUGGGGGUUGCAAUUCACAAUAAAAUCAAAAGAAGGACAGAACUACAAGACAACCGACACAAGAGAUGGACCUGUCGCAUAAAUUCUCUAAGAGAGAGCGCACCCUGCUAUAUGAAGAGGUCCUCUACACCAUUCUCCAUCGCUUGGGCAAACCAGAACUUAGCCAUGUUGCUGAUCCAGAUGAGCUGUACACAUAUGUGCAGAAGGCCUUCAAUAUGGAUCCAGAAGAGCAUGAUAUUCUACUACAGAGGGUCAAAGAGCUAGAGAAACCAAUUUUUUGUCUUAAAGCAACUGUGAAGCAAGCCAGGGGCAUUCUGGGUAAAGAUGUCAGUGGAUUCAGCGACCCAUACUGCCUCCUAGGGAUAGAAGAGAAAACUCGGGACUCUUCCACCAGUGGUGGCUCCCGUCAAGAGAAUAAAAAGCGAUCAAAGGCUGUGGUAAAGAAUCUGCUCCCUGAAGACCAGACUCACCGCACCCAAAUCAUCAGCCAGACUCUAAAUCCUGUGUGGAAUGAAACCUUUAUCCUGGAGUUUAAAGAUAUAGAGAACGCCUGGUUACAUCUAGACAUGUGGGACUCGGAUGAUGAUGUCGAAACUGUGCGUCACAAACUGGGAGAGUUGACAGACCUCCAUGGCCUGAAGAGGAUUUUUAAGGAAGCUCGCAAGGACAAAGGGCAGGAUGACUUUCUGGGGAAUGUGGUACUUCGCCUGCAGGACCUGCACAGCAGAGACGACCGCUGGUGCAGGCUGGAACCUCGCACAGAAACCUACCCCAACCGAGGACAUUGCCACCUGCAGUUCCUUUUUAUGCAUAAGAGGAGAGCCACCUCAGCCAGCAAGACACAACCGAGCUACACAGUCCACCGGCACCUUCUUCAGCAGAUGGUUUCUUAUGAGCUUCUUCAGCACCAGGUGGGCAGCACUUCCUGGAAUGGAGAGUUGAGCAAACAUGCCAGUACAAUCUUGUAUCUGCAUGCUACACAAAAAGAUAUUUCAGACUUCCACCAGGUUAUGGCGCACUGGCUGGCUUAUAGCAAGCUCUACCAGAACUUGGAGUUUGACAGCAGCUGCCUGCUCCACCAGAUCACCAGCAUAGAGUACCAGUGGGUGGAAGGUCGAUUAAGACAGGAGCAGAAUGUAGAACUGGCCGACUCCUUUCAGUCCUUGCUGGCUUAUGGGAUUUCUCUCAUCCAGAAGUACCAGAUUGUCUUUCCACUUUCUGCUCCUAAUUCUACAAAGAAGCUACAAUCCCUGCUCAGACUCUUGGUGCAGAUGUGUAAAAUGAAAGCCUUCAGAGAACUUUGUACAGAGACCCCCGACCUUCAGGAAAUGGUGACAGAGGCACUCAAGACUGGAACAGCAGAGUGGUUUCAGAUGAAGAAGCAACACCUGAAGCCAAUGGUAAAGACUAUGGAGGAGUGCGGGAAGGCCCUGGUCACUCUUCUUCUGGAGGUGAAUGCAGAUCUCCAGCGGAGCCACAAAACCUAUAACAAAUAUUUCACCAACACUGUCAGAGUGGACCUCUUCUCAAUUGCGUAUCUCGAAAUGCAAGCGCAGGUUUCCCAUUAUGUCAAGGAGCAGCUGAGAAAGAUUGACAGUGGCAUGUCCCAGCUCACAGCAGAGAGUCUUUUCCAGCUCUAUCUCAGCCUGCAGGAACUAUAUCGCAUGAAGGACCUUGUGUGCAACAGGGAAGGUCCUCUUGAACUGACAAACUACCACCAGUGGUUCAAGGAAGCCAUCCCCAAGUGGCUCCAGAAGGCAUACACCAUAGCCUUAGAAAGGACUCAGAGAGCUAUCCAUGUAGACCAGCUGACACCACUAGGAGAGCUGAAUAAGCACAGCACAUCCACGGUAGACUUAUCAACUUGCUAUGCUCAGAUGGUAAAGACCUGGCAGCAACUGGACUGGCCGGAUCCUGAAGAGGCCUUCAUGAUCAUGGUGAAAUUUGUUGAGGACAUAUGUAAAAUUGCUCUGAUGUACUGCCGACUGAUCAAGACAAGGGCAGAAGAAUUGUCAUCAAAGAAACACAAAGAGGGAGAAGCGGCAAACAGGCUCUGCGUUGUGGUGAACAACAUCGAGCAGCUCCGCAUGAUGAUCCUGAAGCUGCCGUCCCAGCUGGACUGGGCGCGCCUGGAGCAGAAGACGGGAGCGGUCAUUGCGCCGGAGCAGAUCCAGCACACCUUGCACCACCAGCUUCAGGCUACCGUCACUUGCCUCAACAACGAGAUUCGUGGCGUGGUGCAGACCCUGGCAAGCAAACUGCAUGCUGGAAUUGCCAGACACAUCCAGGAGCUGUACACCUGCAGCGCUUCCAGGGACCCAGAAGAUUGCAUCACCCCUUUAAUGCUAUUUUUGGAAUGUGAGCUCCAGUAUCUAAGUGGGAACCUGGUCCAAGAGAACUUCAACAGCCUCUUGGAGCUGCUGUGGAAUCACACUCUGGACAUGCUGAAAGAGGCUGCAAAACAGCAACUUGGCAACUUGGCGUACUUCAAGAAAUUGCAGUGUGCCCUCAAGAACUUGGAGCGGUGUUUUCAUGGAGAGGGCUGUGGUCUGCUAGAGGACACCCUCCACAAUGCAACAUUUAAAGCUCUGGAAGAAGAACUGGACCUCUGCUCUUCCACCAGCAGAAAACUUAUCCAGAAAUACUUCAGCGCCCGAAUCCAGCAGCAGACAGAGGCUAGCCCUGAAAAAUACGGGGCUGUGACCAUCAAGGCCCUUUACCGCCACUCGGAACAAAAGCUGCGUGUCGAGGUGCUCAACGCUGUCAACCUCCUUCCCCUGGACUCCAAUGGCUUAAGCGACCCCUUCAUCCAGUUGACCCUGGAGCCACGGCAUGAGUUCCCCGAGGUUAUGACACGGACAACCCAGUGCAUAAAGAACAAUCUCCACCCUCUCUUUGAUGAAGUAUUUGAAUUUUUGGUCCCUCCAGAAAAAUGCCAGCAGGAUGGGACGUGCCUGCUGCUCACCGUGUUUGACUACGACACCUUAGGAGCCAAUGAUCUGGAGGGAGAAGCAUUCUUCCCCCUCUGCAAGGUGUUGGGGCUGAGUGAGGACGAGGAAGCCAUCAACCCUUCCAGAGUGCCGCAGACCCGAUUGUCCUUGACUCAUCCCGGAACUGCAGGCGCUGAAAUCUUGAAGCUGCUGGAGACCCGCAAAGGAGACAAGGAGGCGCAGGCAUUUGUGAAGCUCCGCAGACAACGAGCAAAGCAAUCCAGGGAGACUGAGCGACAGCAGGAGCAACAAUAGAGGCUGCAACAGAAGGGACUGAGCUGAAAAGGUGCAGCAGGCAGGGCCUGUGCUGCCAUGGCGACAGCAAAUACACCAUGUUGAGCAGGAAGCCCUUCUUCCACUCCAGCUUUUUCUGCUGGUGCUAGAGGGACAUGCGGCAUUCUAGCCUGGCCAUAGCAGACCCUGGGGCUCUUUUGUCAGUGCAUGCUGAAGAGCAAGUUGUGUCUGGAUGAAUGUUUGACCUGUUUCCAUUCAAGAGGCGACAGGAAAGGCUUGUGUCACCCACUCCCAGCCCCAUUCAUCCGUUCUUCAUCUGCAGUAAGGACUUCCCUUAUUUUAUUUUAAGAAAAAUGGAAAACGUGGUACCAUUUGAUUUUCAUACUGCAGGCCAAGGGAUGCUACGAGCAAACACAUGCGCACAAUUGGCACGCAUGCGUGCACACGAGGACUGAGAAAGAGCCUGUUUGGCCGGCAAAGCUUGUAAUAUGCCCCUUGUGGAUUUCCCCCAGGAAAUGCUUUACUCUGUUCGCCAGAUGGCAUGGAAAGCAGGCAGCCUGGUACACCAGAAAGCCAAAGGGUGGGGUGGGGGUGGAAGAGCAGCUUUUGGUGAGUUAAAAAAAACAAACACCCCAGACCUGCGAUCACUAAUCUCUGCUACAGGAACUGGCACUUCCUUCUGAUUUAAGCAUCACUGACUUAAAAAGGAAUUAAAUGGAAGAGCCGCUGGCUGUACGCUGUGAUGGAUUCUAUGCCCACUCAUCUCCAGGGCACAAUUCUGAUUAUCACAAAGAAGGCACAGAUGUUGCUGGGGAGUGGAAACUCUUGCGAUUUAAAGCAGGGGAGGCUUUAAUUGAAAAGAAAAGCUGCAUGUUCUAUGAACAGUGCUGUUGUUAUUUAUACCUGUAAGCUGUGCUUGGCUUUGAUGGAUUGAUGGGAGCAUAAGACUGCAGUCACCACCACCACGGUUAGAAUUUCACCUCCAUUUCGGCAGUAAGGCUUGUGAAGUGUUACUUUGAACCCUGACCUACAGGUAAAUCUAAAGACAGCCUAACGUAAGCUUUGAUCAUAGCACUGCAGGAAGCAUUCCCUCAAUUUCUGAGCAUUUGCGACUUGUUCCCCCCCCACUCCACUCCUUUGCAGUCAGGUGUUUCCACUGCCAGUGAGGCCAGGUCUUUAUAGUAAGGAUGGGGAACCUGGACCCCAAUUCCCAUCAUCCAUAGCAUUGGCCAAGCUGGCUGCAAGUUGGGAGUCUGACAUCUGAAGGGCCACAGAUUCCAUCCCCACUCCUGCUCUACAACUUAAGUUUUCCUGUUUUUCCUAAAGCCUAGAGCAGAUCGUUGUCAGUGUGGUGGUGGUUGAUUUAGCCAAGGUUUCUGUGCAAAGGGAAAUUUGCUCAGUAGACUGUAGUUCUUGGCUGGUUUCCUCUCCCAUCAAGAGGAAUUGCUUUCCUGUAAGUGAAAAGGACAACUAAAGGAUUAUGUGAGGCUAAGGCAUGCUAUUUCUGUCACAUUAGCAGCUAAAGGCUAAAGGCUGUGAAAGAAACCAGGCCAGGCUCUCGUUUAGUUUGGGCGGGGUGAGCUCUGAGCAAGCAAAAGCGUUUCCUAUUUUUACAACUGUGUGUAUGUGCAUACAUUCCUGAGGGUAGAGCUGAGUGGACAGGCUCUUGUGGAGGCAUUUUUGAGCAUCUUAAAUAUGUAGUGCUUUAAUGCCUUUCACUUACUACACAGCCUUUGCAGAGGAGAGAAAACCCGAGAGCAUCCUCUAUAUAGAGCACAGCUGCUGGAUGUCUUAUCUACUAACCCCCCCCCCAAAAUCAAGAUUUUUUUAAGCUAAACGGUGUGUUUUCCUCCAGUGUACCUCAGGAGACUUAUUGGCAUACUAUACACCACUUAUUCUAUAAUGUGUUCCAGUUUAAAUUGGUGAAUACAGUGUAAGAAGGGGACAGUAGCAUUCUGUGGCACUGGCAGCAGGGAGGGAAACGGAGUAUGAAGUAAUCUCAUUUCCUUUUGUAAAGGCCUGUAGAAAGCAACCUCUGCAGAGGCAGCUAGGGUAGUUGCAGGAGGAAAGGAUGUAGCAGAAGUCCUGCAUUGAUUCAAAGAAAGAGCGUCCUCCUUUAAGCAUCCUGGUACCAAAAAUGGCCAACCAGAUGUUUUGCACAGCCCAUAGCAGGGUGUGAAAGCAACAGCUCUCCCUUACUGUUUGCCUCCCCCUCCAAUUCUGCAAAUGGAAGUGUAACUAAGAAGUGUGGCAGUGCAACAGAAUGUGGCACUUCUGUUCAGUGUUCCGGUUACUCCAUUCCCUCCCCUGAGUGUCCUACCCCAACCAUUCACUCUUUUAAAACCAUUUCAAGCCCACUGGAACAUGCUUAGUCUUCAUUGGCUGUAUUGGAUCCACCCUGCAUUUGCAGUGUUGCUGGUGUGGUGGUGGAGACACUUGUGCCCAAUUCCAGUCUAUGGGCUGCUCUCACUUUUGUCACUGGGAACAUUUAAAAUAAUUACUCAGGGUGGAACCAGCAAUUGGAUAACCCAGAUAAUCAGGUUUCCUUUUGUGUGUGUGUCGCCAAAUCCCUAUUUCAUGGAGAUUGUGAAGGUUUGUGACUGUAUGAAUAAAAAAUUGAGAGGACAGUA